ACAUGAAGUGUUGAUCAGAUACUGUCUUGCAGAACUAGUUAAACUGUUUGAUGACGUACUUGUGUAUGACUUGUGUUGUGUGUGUGUGUGAGUGUAUUAAUGUGUGUCUGUGUGUAGCUAUAACAGACGAUACGCUGAGGUUUGUGGGUCAGAGCCGCAGGCUGGUGGUGGUUGUGAGUCCGUGCAGCGCUGUCCGCGGGACACAGGCUCUGCUCGAGCUGCAGGCCGGACUGACCAGCAUGCUGCACGGCGGCAGCCUCAGGGUGGUUCUGAUCCAGUUCAAACCGGUCCGGAGGAAGAGCUGGGUCAAAGAGCUGCGCCGGGCCCGGCUGGCGCUGACACUCAUACGCUGGAAGGGCGAGAAAUCGGCCCCUCUGUCCUCACGCUUCUGGAAACAGCUGCAGCUCGAGCUGCCCAUGAGGAGGGACACACAACACACACACACACACACCCAGCUACCGGAUAUCACACAACACACACCCGACACACACACACAAAACACACGUCAGGCAGAAGAGAAACUCUGCGAUCCUUAUUCUACCAGUGCCUCAUAGACAACCAGCAUACGUACCCUCGCUCACUUGAUUUGUAUAGCGCUUUUCACAAUAUGCAUCAUUUAAAAGCAGCUUUACAGAAAAAAAGAAAUAGUAGAUGCCAUAUAGGAUUUUCAGUGUAGAUUUAGUAUUACAUUUGU
Sinocyclocheilus grahami is the source of this 694-nucleotide messenger RNA. RefSeq names its product interleukin-1 receptor accessory protein-like. Gene Ontology annotation, biological process: signal transduction. The transcript has a single exon. The record is from RefSeq and is a predicted model, not a curated record. Lineage: Eukaryota; Metazoa; Chordata; Actinopteri; Cypriniformes; Cyprinidae. The coding region runs from base 51 to 554 and encodes 167 amino acids.